Molecule: messenger RNA, 977 nt
Organism: Belonocnema kinseyi
Lineage: Eukaryota; Metazoa; Arthropoda; Insecta; Hymenoptera; Cynipidae
Exons: 4
Coding region: 137-883 (248 amino acids)
Source: RefSeq, a predicted model, not a curated record
AAUUUCUUUAUUGUCCAUUGUCCAAGUUAAUUAAAAAAAAGAAUAUUGGGGGGGAAAAAAGUUAAUAAUUAAGCGUCAGAUCAGGUCAGGUGAAUUCGCAAUUGUUGGAUUUGAGGAAACAUUUUUCACGCUAUAAAUGUCAACUGUAAAAAUGUCUUACGAUUAUAUUGAUCGAGUGUCUCCACUUAAAGAGCACUCCACAAAUUUUACUAGCGUGGAAUCAAAAAUACCAAUUAGUAAAAGAUCUUUCGAUUCUGGUAUAGAUUCAAGCCAUAUUCCUCCGAUUUCACAACUGAUGAAUGUUUUUUCUCCUUCGAAAAGAGAAAAAAGACUUCGAACAGUAUUUGGAGAGAUAACAAAUAUUAAAAUUUCCGGGGAUUCGAGUUCGUCGAUCUCUAGCGGAUCAACAGAAGAAUCUGCAACCAUGCCCUCAACUUCGGGGAUCAGAAAAAAAAGAUUUCCUGAUGAAAAGAUAAAAAAUUCUUCGCAAAAACGUACUAUUUGGAUCGGAGAUACUUCAUCUAAAAAAUCACCUAAACAAUCACCAACGUUGAUAAAAAUUCAGGACUGGGAAGGAAAAAAAUAUCCUAGUUGGAAAACAUCUUACAACAGUAAUAAUAGUAGAAGAUCUUCGGAUUCUGGUAUAGAUUCGAGCCAUACAAUUCGGGUUUCACAGCAGCUUUUGAAACUUUAUUCUACUACGAGAAGAGCCCGAGGACCUCCUCGAGAACGAGCCCUGAAUGUUCCACAAAUUGAAAUCACAAAAUCUGCAAGUAUAAAUCUAAAUAUCAAUCAGUUCCCGAAAAUGGAUCUACUCUGCGAGAGAUUUCCCCGUUCAAAAUCUGAAGAAAGGAAUUCGCCAAUGAAACCCUGGAGUUGCUAAUUUUUAUUAUUGGUUCGAAUAUUUUCUUUUGCUUUUUAAAUUAAACUUAUAUGAAGUGUUACUAUCUUCGAUUAUUUAAAUAAAGGAAAGGGGC